Archocentrus centrarchus (flier cichlid) is the source of this 3578-nucleotide messenger RNA. It is a transcript of the gene strada, whose product is annotated as STE20 related adaptor alpha. Gene Ontology annotation, cellular component: serine/threonine protein kinase complex. Bases 217 to 1503 code for a protein of 428 amino acids. Gene Ontology annotation, molecular function: protein serine/threonine kinase activator activity; ATP binding; protein kinase activity. Lineage: Eukaryota; Metazoa; Chordata; Actinopteri; Cichliformes; Cichlidae. The record is from RefSeq and is a predicted model, not a curated record. The transcript is spliced from 13 exons. Gene Ontology annotation, biological process: protein phosphorylation; protein export from nucleus; activation of protein kinase activity.
UCUUUUUUGCGUGUCUCGUCAUUCGCGCGCGACAAGGCGUUCAACGAAGAAAGCACAGAGAGAACCGUCAAAAACACCCUACCCGAGAGGAUGGCGCGUCAAAUAACUUCAUCUGAAACGUAGUCUCACCCCAACAAGGCAUUUCUGCUCUGAACAUUAUACGGUUAUUCCCUUUAUGUGUUUUCGCCAUCAAAUGUAACAUACUUAAGAGGAUCAAUGUCUUUUCUUCGUUGGGUAUCUGAGAAAUUCAGUGUGGAGAGCCUGCGGGAUUUGGAGUUAUUUGGAGAGCAAGCUCAGGGACACUCUCACAGGAAAGCCAAUGAGGACAGUGAGGAGAGUCUGACCUCCUUCCCUUGUCGAGACACCAUGGGCAGUUUCCUCCCUGACAGCAGCUCAUAUGAGCUCCUCGCUGUUAUUGGUCGGGGUUUGGACAAUUUAAUGACUGUGAACCUGGCUCAAUACAGACCCACUGGGGAGAACGUGGCCAUCCGACGGAUUGACUUGGAGUCAUGUACUAAUGACAUGGUUACCUACCUGCAGGGUGAACUACAUGUGUCAAAGUUGUUUCACCACCCCAGUAUUCUGCCAUACAAGAGUGUCUUUAUAGCUGAAAAUGAAUUGUGGGUCAUCACACCCUUCAUGGCUUAUGGAUCAGCCAGAGAUCUCAUCUGCACACAUUUUACAGAUGGUAUGAGUGAGCUGACCAUUGCAUACAUUCUGCUAGGCAUGCUCAAAGCUCUUGAAUACAUCCACCAUAUGGGAUACGUGCACCGGAGUGUGAAGGCCAGCCACGUUUUGAUCUCUGCAGAUGGGCAAGUCUGCAUGUCAGGUCUGCGGAGCAUCUUUAGCCUCAUUCGUCACGGCCAGAGAGCCAAAGUGGUCCACGAUUUCCCCCAGUAUAGUGUCAACGUGCUGCCAUGGCUUAGUCCCGAAGUGCUGCAACAGAAUCUCCAGGGUUAUGACUCUCGAUCAGACAUCUACAGCCUCGGCAUCACAGCCUGUGAACUGGCCAAUGGGCACGUGCCCUUCAAAGAUAUGCCAGCUACACAAAUGCUGCUGGAGAAGCUAAACGGGACAGUGCCAUGCUUGCUGGAUACCACAACUAUACCCCCAGAGGAGCUGUCCAUGAAGCCUUCCCGCUCUGGUGCUGACUCUGGGAUCUGUGAGGGUCCAGGAGCGGGAGGAGGCCGACACUCUAAUGGCGAGCCUUCCUCAUCGUCAGGAGGACACCCGUACAACCGGACGUUCUCCCCACAGUUCCACGCCUUUGUUGAACUGUGUUUACAGCGAGACCCAGAAAAAAGACCAUCUGCAGCCACUCUUACUGGCCAUCCCUUCUUCAAACAGAUCAAACGGAGACCUUCAGAGGCGCUGCCUGAGCUGUUGCGCCCCGUAACGCCUAUCACCAGCUUCGAGAGCUCCCAGCCUCAGGAUUCACCGUCUGGACUUGCCAGCCUAGAGUCCGGUCUCAGCCACUUAGAAGUAGAUGACUGGGACUUCUGACAGUGGACGACUUGGUGGGAAGAUGUUCAUAUGAGAAACUCUCUGAGCAGAUGGGACAAGAUUAGUUUUUGUAAUGGCCGCUAUGUAUAUACUAAAAGGAGUAGCUGUUCUCAGACCCAGGUUACAAACCAGCAGCCAUCUGGCCUCUUUUGACAUCUCUCACGCUUUUGUUCUCUAGAUAUGCACAAAGUCUUGCACUGCACUGAUGGCCUCAUCCUUCUCUCUCUCUCUCUCUCACACACACACACACACACACACACCUGUUUGCAGAUUGUACUCAUACAUUACAAGCCCCCUGGAGCCAAAACACAACAGGACUUUGUUCCUCAUGCUGGUGUUGAGGUCAGAGGAUCUGUGGAUGUAGCCUAAAGAUUCUUGGCAAACAAAUUAGUGUGACGCACUAAAUAUUCAGUGGGGACACUCUACCUCGUGUGAGGAAACUGCUGCUUGAUGUGGCCCAUAUGCUCAGCGAGACCACCAUAAGGGUGCACAGCAGUCCUCACAACUGACUCGGUUAGUCUUGUGCACCAGAUGGAAGGUUUCGUGUUUGCCCAGAGGGUCAGUUAAAUGAACAGCAUGUAAACACAUUUCUUAACUCUGCUUGUGUUACAGUGUAAACUACAUUUCAUGCUUCAGGCAACUCUUCUGUUGCACAGUUUAAGAUUAAUGUGUUAGUUUAACCAUCAAAGCAUAGACGUAUGUAUUUGCUUGAACUUUACUGGGUAUUAACUCAUGUCAAAAAUGAAUGUUUUAUUGGUGCUUGUUUUGUCUGCAUGUAUAUUUGAAAGUGAGGGCAAAGCAAUGUGUUGCAAAACUCAAACUUGACUUUUAACAAUUAAUGUGGUUAACAUGAACUUUUUAUUUUGAUGACACCACACAAUGAGGCUAUAAACCUUAUAAAAAUUGCUUUAUUCAAAUUUUACACAGACAAACACAUAAGAGGAGGGCGGGAAUGUUUAGAUUUUGCUAAUCGUCCUCAUCGGAUGGUGGUUGGUCUGUUGCGGCAUUUUGUUUCUCCAGCUUGGCCAUCAACUCUGGCAAAAGGGGAAAUUAAAAACACGAUUAAUGGGAAUUAACUUGCAUUGAUUACAUUACUGUCUUAAGCCUUGAUUAUACAUUGUGGACACAGACAGCUGGAGUCCCAGCGGCUUAUCUGAAGUCCACCGCCUGGGGUGCAUGCAUAGUUGGUGCAUUGUAAUGUAGAUUCUCCACAAACGAGUCUGCACUGUGACAAAAAAUGGGCAUGUGGACAUUCGCACGGACCCUCAUGCUCAACAUCUAAUGACGAAAUUUAUAUAAUUCACAUUUAAGUGGACACAAAGUAUAAUCAAGGCAUUAAAAGUGGUUCCCCCUCCUCUGAGGGUUUUAGGCUUAUUGUGCCUACCUUUAGCAGGAUUGAAUACUCCAUGGGUUUGAGUGUCGCACACAUAACACCGUUUAGACUUGCGGUAAUGCUGAAGUGCACAAGCCUCACAAAAAUAGUGCCUGCACCUGGAAGACAUUAGCUUGUUAAUACAUUUCAAAAAACAGCAAUUAGCUUGGCAAGGAAAAAAACACACACACACGGAAGAGGCUUACUUUGUGAUUAUGGGAUUCUUAAAAGAUUCCCGGCAGAUGAAGCACUUAAAGGGCAAAUCUUCCUCGUCACUGCUGACCUCGUAGUUCUCAUCAUCUUAAUAAAAAUGCAACAUAGUUCAGGAAAAGCUCAUGUACAGUAGAAACAAAUGCAUUUUAAAUCCCCCUCCUUAACUCACCAUUGGCUCCAUAUCUUCCCUCCUCCAGUUCCCUCUCAAUCUGCCAGCCAUGUUUGUAGUCUGAUCUGUCAUGAAGAAACUUGCAGCUGUCUGAUAGCAGGAGAGAUGAACAUGAAGAAAGACUAAAUGGUUAAGAUUUUUCUUAAAUGUUUAUAUAUUAUUUUUCUAAUAAAUUUCAAUUAAACAGAACAGGCACACAAACUACAAACUGCUGCUCUCAAUAGAAAUCUACUGUAAUGAAAAAGAAAAGUUAACCCCAAGAGAAAAAAAAAUCUAAAUUUGCAUAAAAAAUCCCACUUGUUUAAUUCAGAAGAAACCCUA